Messenger RNA from Tachysurus vachellii, 3756 nucleotides. It is a transcript of the gene tox4b, whose product is annotated as TOX high mobility group box family member 4 b. Bases 593 to 2584 code for a protein of 663 amino acids. Gene Ontology annotation, biological process: regulation of transcription by RNA polymerase II. Gene Ontology annotation, molecular function: chromatin DNA binding. The transcript has 9 exons. Gene Ontology annotation, cellular component: nucleus. NCBI's taxonomy places the organism in Eukaryota, Metazoa, Chordata, Actinopteri, Siluriformes, Bagridae. The record is from RefSeq and is a predicted model, not a curated record.
UAGAGCAAGAAAAAAAAAAUCGAGCAGUUUGGAGGUUUUAUGCGAAUUCGAACUCUUUUAUUGUUAUUUUAACGCGUCAGCAUCAGACAUGGUGGUGUAAAUGUUCUCAGACGCAGGGAGAAAUGUGGAAUUUUGCCGUAACCGGUGUGUUAGCAAUGUUUUUAAUCAAUGUAGCUGUCAUUCAAAUGGAACCUACGUUAGCCGUGAGCUAGCCUGCUAGCUAGCACGCCUUUUGGCUUAUAUAGGACUCCACUGCUUAACCUGGGUUAUUUCUGGCACUGGAGUAAAGCCAGGGGUCACUGGAGCCUUAUAUUUACAUUUCCAGCAUUUACCAGUCGCCCUUUGUGAAUUACAUUCUCAUUUUAUUAUUUUUAUUAUACCACUGAGCAAUUAAGGGUUAGGGGCCUUUCUCAGGGGCCCAACAGUGGACCUGGGCUCGAACUCGCAACCUUCCGAUUCGUAGGCGAACACCUUAACCACAAGUCACCUUAGAGCUCACGUCAGUCCACCUAGAAACUCGUUCAUACGAAGGAUUUCUGCGAUUCGAAUUCUUUUUUUUCUCUUCUUUGCGCGUGUUCACACUAGUAAUAAAAUGGAUCUGAAUUUUUACUCGGAUCUGACGGAUGGUACAGGACAGCCGGGGGAUCCCGAGUUCCUGGACGCUCAAGCCUUUAACGGAUUUGAUACAGUUCAAAAGUUUCCCGGAGGAAGCGACAACUUUUUGCCCAUCAGUGGAGAGGGCCAUCCUUUCCUGUCCUCCUCCGAGGUACCGCUCCACUCCACAUACUCUCUUCAAAUCCAGGAUGCUGAGACUUUCCACACACCUAGUUUGGGCGAUGAGGAGUUUGAGAUCCCGCCCAUUUCGCUGGACCCUGACUCAGCCCUCAGCGUUUCAGACGUGGUCUCUCACUUCGGAGAGCUGGGCGACGGUGGUCCUGCCCCUGUCGUCCCCGGCAAUGCCGUGGUUCAGGGUAACGACCCUUCCUUUGCCUCAACCUUUGUAAACCCAACAACACAAGGGCUUGAGCAUUUGAGUCUGAUGACCCAGCAAGGAGGAGGACCGAUGUUGGGAUCAACUCUGGGAAUGGACCUUGGACAUCCCAUUGGCUCACAGUUCCGCAGCUCCUCCCCCAUGACCAUAGACGUGCCACUCCCAGACAUGAACCAUGGCCUGCUGGGGCACAAUCCACUGACCACUAUUGACCAGUCAGAGCUUAGUGCCCAGCUGGGUCUCAGUCUAGGAGGCGGGGCCAUUCUGACACGCACUCACUCACCUGACCAGCCACUGUCAGCCACCGGCUCGCCUUCAGAAUCUCUGCAGGAUGACGACAUGGACGACUUCAGAAGAAAGAGCGUGCUGGUGGAGUCACCAAUCUCUCUCUCCGUCUCUCCCGGUGUUAUUUCUCUCUCUCCUGCCCUGUCAGAGCAACCUGCCUUGUCUAUGUCCUCUAUGCCACCCGCUCUGGUCCGUAAAGGUGUAGGUGUUGGAGGAGGGGCCAAAAAAGGCAAGAAGAAGAAAGAUCCCAACGAGCCUCAGAAGCCAGUUUCGGCGUAUGCACUGUUCUUCCGUGAUACGCAGGCAGCUAUCAAGGGGCAGAACCCUAAUGCCACGUUUGGAGAGGUGUCCAAGAUCGUUGCCUCCAUGUGGGACAGUUUGGGGGAGGAGCAGAAGCAGGUCUACAAGAGGAAGACUGAAGCUGCUAAGAAGGAGUAUCUUAAAGCACUUGCAGCUUACAGAGCCAGUCAGCUAUCACAGACCACUAUUGAGGUACUGGACACGGCGCCCUCACCGCCUGCUCUUUCUGUUAUAACUCCUGCCCCGGAGGCUCCACCCCCUCAGCCAACGGCCACACGCACCGGCCGCAUUCCGGUGCAUGCACCAGACAACAACACUAUUACCAACAUUUGCACGUCGAACAUCAUCAUCGACUUGCCACAAGUGACUACACGCUCUCGCACAGGCGCCCACAAGCCGCCUGCUUCCACAACUCCACCUUCUGCACCGACCCCGACCCUGCCCACGGUUACCAAGAUCAUCCCUAAGCAGCCAUCAGCCCGGCAGCCACCACCCCUGCAGCAGAUGCAGAACACACCACCACCCCCACGCCUCCAGCAGAUGGUACAUUCUGUCGCUCCACCACCGCUCCAAGCCAAACCUCGUGGAGGGGGUGCAGUCGGCCAGGCCACCGCCCCUGUUGCUGCUACACCUCCUCCUCCGCUGCAAAUCAAGAUAGUCCCUGCCCCUGCACAGGCAGAUGUGGCCACACCCAUUAUUGUGACCAGCACCACCGAGGCACCCACGGAUGCCGCCGCCAUGGAGGUGGAAGUGGCGCAGCCAGCCUCUAUAGUCACUACAGAAGCAGAGGAAGGGAUGGAGGUCGAACUGAACAGCUCUCCGGCACAUGAGCUGGAUCAUCCAGCAGGUCCUUCCAUUUGUGUGCGUGCAGGUUGCAACAACCCACCGGUGGAAAGCAAAGACUGGGACAGAGAAUACUGUAGCAAUGAGUGCGUGGCCACACAUUGCAGGGACGUAUUCAUGGCUUGGUGUGCGAUCAGAGGACAGAACUCCACCACUGUUAUUUAAAACUCAGCGGACCAGCCGACGAGCAAAGCAGGGUUGACAGCCGACAGAACGAGAAUUGGAAUGAAAAUCCAUAGAUAGGAAGGACUUGGACAGGAACAUGUUUGAAUCAGUUCUUGUUUAUCACUAACUUACAUCUCAAGGUAACAGUGAACGUGAUGAUUUUAAAGGGAUAAGUGGACCCGUCAGCACCAAUACGGUUAACAAUGUAGUUAUUAGCUUUACUGAUUAACUACAUGGUUGAGCUCUCCAUUUAAGCACAAAAGUGAAGACUGAGAUUGAAUUUCAUUUCUUUGGAGUUGUAUUUAAAAAAAAUUUAAAUUUAUCCAUUUUAGGGGGAAAUAAAGCCUUGAAAGGUUUGGGAAACAAGCAUAAAAUGCUGACCGGUAUGAACAAUUUGGAAAUUUUCACCCAAGUAUUUUUCAGGUUAGUUCAGUUUCUUUCCAAUGUUUUUGUGCCCAACAUGUAAAAAAAAAAAAAAAAAGGUUUUUUCCUUUCCCACUCCCAACCAGUCAAAUUCCAUGUGGAAAUUUCAUGAAUACAAUAUUUAGAAUUUUGGGUACUAUAUUCACAAGGCUCAACAAAAAGGGAUAACAUUUUUGAUCUGUCGACGAGUAAAUUAUGAUUGAAGCUGGCAUUAUUAAAAAGCCUCUGGCAGGAUUUGUAAAGUUAAACGUAAUUGCAGGCUUUCCAGAACCUGCAGCUUUUCUUUUUUUUUUCCCCAAUUAUGCAGAGCAGUUUUAUGAUUUAUUUUUUGAGUUUAUCGAGGAGGAGAAGAUUUAGAAGUGUCAGAAUGUACAGUGGUCAUUUGCUAUGCUGUAAUUUUUCACACACACAAGGAGACGUUUUGAGAAUCUCACAAGCUCGGAUCAUGACAUACACUCAAAACCUCAGAUUGUGGAUCAUUACUCUAGUGGGAAUAUUUACCUGGGUAAAAUACAGUAUUUUGGAGAAUGAGACACUAGAGAUUUUAAAUAUGCUGUAAUGCUACAUGAACAAGAUCAGUGUUUUAUUCCAGGAUGGAGUUUGUUCCUUAUUUUGCAGCCAGCAGGAAAUAGCAUCUUGGAGACAAAUUACAGAAUUUCUACAUUAUAUUCUGUUACAUAUUUUUUUCCUUUUUAGUGACUUGCAUCAGUGGAUUAGACAUUUCAUGUUAAAUAAACAUCAACCAUGAA